Molecule: messenger RNA, 1769 nt
Organism: Paramecium sonneborni
Lineage: Eukaryota; Ciliophora; Oligohymenophorea; Peniculida; Parameciidae
Source: the annotation of a GenBank genome assembly
AUGGAUAAGACCCUAUAAAGAAUUAUUAGAUAUACCUAAAAACAUGUAGAUUCUAAUCAAAAUUGUCAUUUCGAUUAAUACUCAUUCAAUUACACGAAAGAUCUUUUAGGAGAAGGAUCUUUUGGUAGGUUAUAAUUCUUAAGACAAUUAGUGUUUAUCGAGGAAUACAAGGAAAUUCCUAUGUAGCUAUCAAGAUUCUCAAUCUCAAAUAUUAUGACAACCCUGCCUACAAACAAGCACUUAAAAAUGAAAUCACUCUCAUGAUGGAAUUAUAGAGUCCAAAUGUUGUGAGAAUAUUAGAUGUAUAAUAUAUCCCUAAUAAUAAGGCACUUUGUGAUUAACAUGAUAAUGAACUCUAUUUAAUUAUUGAAUAUUGUGAAGGAGGAGAUCUACGUCAUCUUUUAACUCAUUAACCAAACCAAAGAUUUUCAGAAUCUGCAGCUGUUGCUAUCAUAUCUUAAACCAUUUAAGGAUUAACAGAAUUAUUGCAUAAAAAUUAUAUGCAUCGUGAUAUUAAAGUAAUUUAUUAAUUUCAAAUUAGCCUGAUAAUAUACUUCUUAAGUAAAAUACCUAUAAAGUUGCUGAUUUUGGUUUAGCUGCCAAAAUUCCUCCAAAACAAGUCUUAAGAGGUAUUUCUAUCUAAUUAUGUAUUAGCUUAAGCAGGAACUCCUUUAUAUAUGUCUCCUUAAGUCUUAGAAUCUAAAGAAUACUCUAAUAAAUGUGAUAUUUGGUCUUUAGGAUUGGUUUUAUAUGAACUCCUUUUUGGUAGAACUCCUUGGUUAUGUAGAAGUUUUGAUACUUAUCUUAUGGAAAUUUAAACUAAACCUUUACAAUUUCCUUAUGAAAUUGAAAUUUCACCUAAUGUUAAAGAUUUCAUUAAAAACUGUUUAAAAAUUGAAGAACAUAAUCGCAUGAGUUGGUCAGAAUUACUAAAACAUCCUAUGUUAUAAUUACAAGGAAAAUUAAAGAGAUAACCUACUUAAGAAAGAUUAAAUUUUUCUGUUUAAGAAAGAGAAUAUUUAUACAAUAUCUAAUUAGUAUGUGCUUAACACAAUUUCUAAGCUAAAGAUCUCAUGAAAUAAUGUGGCAAAACUCAUAUUAAUUUAUAAGAAUUUUAGAAUAUGUUGAAAAAGAUUAUAAACCAAAACAAUGAAGAACUUGGUAGCAAAUUAUUUCAAAAAUUUGAUUAAUCUAAAGAUGGAUUAAUAAGUGCCUAAGAAUUCGAAUAUUUAUUUAGUGAAUAUGAUUUUGCACCUUUAAAUACUAUUUCUGUUUAAAUUAUUCAUGAAUUGUAAGCAAUUAUUAAAAUAUAUUAAAUAUCUUUGAAAUAACUAUUUGUACAAUUAGAUUAAGAUAAGAAUGGUUUUCUAGAUUAAAAAGAAUUUGAAUUUUUAAUUAAAAAGAUUGCACCUAAAUUAUCCUCUCAUAACAUUAAAGAAAUAUUCAAAAAUUAUGAUUAAGAUAAUGAUGGUAAAAUUAGUCUUAAAGAAUUAUAAUUUGUUUUAUAAAGCAAGAAUUAUCAAAAAUUAAAAAUAAUCUUGAAUAGAAUUCGUUAGACUUUAAUGAAAAAAUCAGUUUCUGUGAAUACAUUGUUUACUUAAGUUGAUAAAGAAUAAAAAGGAUAUCUAAAUUUCAAAGAUUUUGAAUAUUUAAUGAAUAAAUUAGAUUAAUUAAAUAGAUCUGACAUUUAAGAUCUUUUUAAUUUGUUUGAUGAAGAUGCAAAUGGAAGAAUAUCAUUAAAUGAAUUUUAAGGAUUAUUAAAUUUAUGA